Molecule: messenger RNA, 2076 nt
Organism: Aspergillus terreus NIH2624
Lineage: Eukaryota; Fungi; Ascomycota; Eurotiomycetes; Eurotiales; Aspergillaceae
Gene: arg2
Product: acetyl-CoA:L-glutamate N-acetyltransferase
Exons: 3
Coding region: 1-2076 (691 amino acids)
Biological process (GO): L-arginine biosynthetic process
Cellular component (GO): mitochondrial matrix
Molecular function (GO): L-glutamate N-acetyltransferase activity, acting on acetyl-CoA as donor; arginine binding
Source: RefSeq, a predicted model, not a curated record
AUGAGCUCGACGUCGCUCGCCUGGCCGCGGACGGCCAAAUCCUCUCUGCUGCAGAGCGCCGAUUUUUCUUCCACCAGCAAAGGUUAUGACCGACUCGGUCGUCGCGCCAGGGAAAAGUUGUUGGACCGGGAAUUUUUUCUCAGCCUGCUGAAUUCCGCAUCCACCAAGCGUGAGGCCAAAUCGUAUCUAGCUCGACUCAAAGCCCAGCACUCGCCAAAACCACAAGUCAAAGAACCAGAGAAGGAGAGCAAAGACGACGCCCCUCAACCCUUACCGUCUGGCGUCAACCUGGGAUCUUUCUAUGGAGCCUCGCGGUCCGUGUAUGAUAGCCCUGUGUUCCGACAUGACUCAACUCCGACUCCCCACCGAGAAAUCUCGGAAGAGCGACUACACCUUUCUUUGGUCAAGCUCACCACCCCACAGCUUCUCGACGACUAUAUAAUCGAUGGGGUAGCCAAGACGUUGUCGCAACUCAACCGGUUAGGCAUGGCCAGCUGUGUCGUGGUUGAUCCUGGUGCCGGAGAUCACCCAAAUGCGUUGCGGAAAAUCGCCGCUGAACAGGCGGAUCGCCUUUCCAAUGCGAUUGACGCUCUACCAGACUCCAAGUCGGCCCAUUUGGACUCGGUCUUGUCGCUUUCAUCCACCGACCCGGACACCCCGACAGUAAUGUCCCGGAAGGCUCUGCUGAGCCCGAUGCGCGAUGGCCACAUUGUCGUUGUAGCUCCUAUUGCAUACACGGAUGAUGUGAGAGCAGUCGUUGUACCGGCAGACAAUGCCGUUCUUGCACUUACGAAAGAGCUCGCGGGUCUGGCGACUCGACCGGAUCCUGACGAAGACCCCUGGGUCACAGCCCAGAGGAUCGGUGACCUCCAGCGGGAGGUCUCACUCGACCGAGUCAUUCUACUUGACCCCUUAGGGGGUAUCCCUGCGUUCAGCGGACCGCAGACAUCCCAUGUGUUCAUCAACAUGGAGCAGGAAUUCGACGAUAUCGAGCAAGAAUUGCUUCGAGUUCGGGAAUCUGCAGCCUCCAGCAAUCAGCCCUCCGCCAGCUCUCUCCUCGAUGGAGACGCGUCCUCAAUCGCAGAUAGUAAUCCUAUAUCAAAAUUCGUGAACCAUGAUGUCGUUCCUGUUCCUCCUGAGCAGGAAGCUGUGCUUCCGGGCCUAAGGCUCGAAGAGCGUGCUGUUGAUGGUCACCUAGAAAACCUCUCUUUAUCUCAAAAAGUGCUUGCUAUGCUACCCUCGGCCUCCUCUGGUAUCAUUACGUCUCCUUUGGAAGUUGCGAACUCAGCCAUGGCACCCCAGACUACGCCGUCCGGCUUGGCUGUGGGUACGCGACGACAGAGAAACCCUCUCAUUCACAACCUGCUCACCGAUAAGCCAUUGCUUUCCUCGUCUUUGCCGUUGAGCCGGCGAGCAGCGAUCAAUGGCAGACGAGGCUCUCUAACAGCCCCCAGUUCUCACACCACGUUUGUGAAGCGGGGCAUGCCGCUGACGCUCGUCCCGAAUCCUCGAGUCCAGACCUGGACGGCUCAGAACCGGCCACGGAUGAGCUUGGACGACCCAAGCAUUGAUCUUCCGCGGCUGGUUCAUUUGAUUGAGGACUCCUUCAAUCGGAAGCUUGAUGUGCAAGACUACCUCAACCGGAUCCAUGAUCGAUUGGCCGGAUUGAUCAUAGCAGGGGAAUACGAGGGAGGCGCCAUUCUGACGUGGGAGCUCCCUCCAGGCGUCGAAGAUGACGGUAGUCCCGCUAGUGAAGCUCGGAUGGUCCCAUAUCUGGACAAGUUUGCGGUUCUCAAACGCAGCCAAGGAGCUGGAGGCGUGGCUGAUAUCGUAUUCAACGCCAUGGUUCGCAGUUGCUUCCCCAACGGAGUGUGCUGGCGCAGUCGCAAAGACAACCCCGUGAACAAAUGGUACUUUGAGCGAUCAGAGGGGACGUGGAAGCUGGCUGAUACCAACUGGACGAUGUUUUGGACUACUCCGAACCUCCCGGAUGAUUUACAACGGUUCCAGGACUAUGAGGCCGUGUGCCGCAGCAUCCAGCCCAGCUGGGCCGACGACACAGGGGUGGUGGACUAG